Molecule: messenger RNA, 3501 nt
Organism: Nanorana parkeri
Lineage: Eukaryota; Metazoa; Chordata; Amphibia; Anura; Dicroglossidae
Product: integrin alpha-M-like
Exons: 30
Coding region: 70-3501 (1143 amino acids)
Biological process (GO): cell-matrix adhesion; cell adhesion mediated by integrin; integrin-mediated signaling pathway
Cellular component (GO): integrin complex; external side of plasma membrane
Molecular function (GO): integrin binding
Source: RefSeq, a predicted model, not a curated record
UCAGCGGGAGGAGGUGAUAAGAGCCGUCCGCUGUCACUUCAUACUGACACUUCUACAGAGAGCCGGAGGAUGAUGAUGACCCCACUCAGCUGGAUCCUCUUCUCUCUGGUGCUCUCCUCCGCCGGGGCCUUCUUCAUGGACACAAAGGGUCCAAUCGUCUUCCAGAAUGGGGAUCUGAGCUUCGGACAUCAAGUGGUACAGCUGGAUAAAUCGGUGAUAGUCAGCGCUCCACUCCAACAAACCGCCGUUAAUAAAACUGGACAGUUGUUUCGCUGUGACCCGCAGGAACGCAAAUGCAGCCCAAUCGAAAUUUCCACUGGGUCAGACGAUGGGAUUAAUAUAUCACUUGGACUCUCUCUGGCUGUCCAAGACAAUUCGGCGCAGUUGUUGGCUUGUGGGUCCACUCUACAGAGAGUGUGCGGAGAGAAUAUUUAUGUUAAUGGACGCUGCUACCAGGUAGACCUAAAAAGGCCGCAGCCCCGGCGUGCACUACCGGCCUUCCUACCAGAGUGUAACCUUUUCAGCCUUGAUAUCGUCUUCCUGAUUGAUGGAUCCGGCAGUGUUGCCACACAGGACUUCACGAAAAUGUUAACUUUUGUGUCUAGAGUUAUGACAUCAUUCAGCAAGACAGACACCCAGUUCGCCCUCAUGCAGUACUCCAGCAAUUUUAUAAUACACUUUGAUUUCAAUAAAUUUGCUUCAGUAAAAGACCCGGCAGUUCUGACUUCAAACAUCAAAAAAAUGCAGCACCUAACCAGAACCGCAACGGCCAUCCAUAAAGUGACGACGGAGCUCUUUGUCCCCAGCAGUGGGGCCCGAGAUAAAGCUGUGAAACUUCUGAUUGUAAUAACUGAUGGACAGACGAAUGGAGAUGACAGGGAUCUUCAGGAUUCAGCCAAUGAGGCGAGAGGAAGAGGCAUAGUGGGCUUCGCCAUUGGGGUUGGUGGUGCCUUCAGAUCGACAGAUGCCUAUGCAGAAUUACAAACCAUUGCAUCAUCCAGGGACCGGAUCUUUCAAGUCACCGACUUCUCUGCCCUCUCCCAGUUCCAGAAGACUUUGCAGGAGAAGAUCUUUGCCAUCGAAGGAACGCAGUCACAGGACGCAACUUCAUUCCAGAUGGAGAUGUCCCAGGAGGGGUUCAGUGCCAUCCUAACACAGGAUGGGCCCAUCCUCGGGGCAGUAGGUGCUUAUGGCUGGUCAGGAGGGGUAUCAGUUUACACUGCCGGGCAGCAGAAUGGUACAUGGAUAAACGCAACAAAGGAUCAGACGGACAUGAGGGACUCUUAUAUGGGUUAUGCUGUACAGAAUGUAGCGAAGGACAAAAUAGCAGUUGGGGCUCCAAGAUACCAACACACCGGGAAGGUCCUCAUCUACACAAAAGACCCCAGAAGUAGCCAGUGGAGGCACAUGGCCACAGCCAAUGGAGAACAGAUCGGUUCAUACUUUGGGUCGGUUCUGAGUGUCCUUCAAAAUUCACAACAACCUGUCCUUGUGGUUGGAGCUCCAACAUAUUACUCUCCAGAGGUGCCAAGCGGACGGGUGUACCUGUGUCCCAUCCCCACUCAGGUCACGGGUCCUCAACCCAUUACCAUCUCUUGCCCAGUAACCCUUCACGGAGACUCCAACCAAGCUGUGGGCCAGUUUGGUUCUGCCAUCACCGUCCUACCUGACCUGACUGGAGAUCAGCUGCCAGACCUGGCUGUGGGAGCCCCGUAUGAGGACAAUUAUCAGGGAGCUGUCUACAUCUUCCCAGGUCAGGGGAACAGCUUCAGAACAUCAUAUAUUCAGAGGGUAACUGGUAGUCUGGUCGGCAGUGGCAUAAGGUUUUUCGGGAGGUCUGUAAGUGGGAAUCUGGACAUGACGGGGGAUACAAUUCCAGAUGUCACCGUCGGAGGUGAAGGCCGAGUCAUUAUACUAAAAUCUCGCCCAGUGGUUGGUCUGUCGGUGUCCAUGACAUUUAAUCCACAAAAAAUUCAACUUGAUUCCUACGAAUGUUCUGUCCAGCAAAGAAAGGAACUGGCAACAAACGUCACUUUGUGCUUCACCCAGGAAGUGAAGAGCACCCAAGUCACAGGUGAAAUCUCUGCAAGAGUUAACUACACUCUCCUGCUGGACUCGGCAGUCACUUCGACCCGAGCGGUCUUCUCCAAGCAACCUGACACCCAGACAGCAAGCCGGUUAAUGGACCUCAAAGUGGGGCAGAAUUGUGCCAAGCACCCCAUCCUCCUUCCUGGCUGUGUGGAGGACUCUCUGACUCCUCUCCGGGUGUCUCUCAGUUACUCUCUUAUGGGAAAUCCUGUGCUAAGUGAGGACUCGAGGACCAGCCAUGCUGAAGAGGUCCCAUUUCAGAAGAAUUGCGGUGGUGAUGAUGUGUGUGAAGAUGAUCUGAGGCUGGCCAUCAACUUUGCUAGUGUCACCCAGCUUGUGGUCGGGACGUUGCUUGACAUCAAUGUGACAGUCUCUGUGGAGAGUUUAAAAGACGACUCGUACAACACUCGUGUUCUGCUCCCCUUCCCUGUCGGCUUGUCAUAUCGUAGGGUGUCUCUUAUUGAGAGUAACAAGAAAGUGACAGUUCUCUGUACCACCCUGGAGGGUCAGAGAGUGGUGAACUGCGCAGUGAACAGACCUCUGCUGAGACCCAAUACCACGGUGGUCUUUUUGGUGGGCUUUCACGUUUCCUCUACGUCUGUUCUGGGAGACUCUCUGCUGAUGGUGGCCAAUAUAACCAGUGAUAACACAGACUCUGCCAUCAAUCGAAGGAUGUCCUCAACAAGAGUAGAUGUGCUGUAUGCCAUCUAUGUCACCAUCACCGGCCUUGAAGAGUCCAGCAAGUACCAUAACUUCACAUCUGAUGACUCCACCAUACAGCACAUCUACAGGGUCAAUAAUCUGGGUCAGCGCAGUCUUCCUCUCUCCGUUGUCUUCCUCCUCCCGGUGCGGCUGGGUGAGGUCUCAGUCUGGGAGAAGAUCACCAUCAUCAGCUCUGAGCCAGAAAUCACCAAUUGUACCAUGACGGGAGUGACAGAGGGAGCCAAGAACGUUGGGGAACUCAUCAAGAAGAGUCCAAUUGUUAACUGCUCGGUUGGUUGGUGUGUCAGAGCGGAGUGUCAGAUCCGGGUUCUGGAACCUCAGAGUUCAGUGAUCCUCAGAGUCAAUGGAUCUGUGACUAAAGACUGGACCACACAGACGGAGCAGAAGAAAAUCUCCCUGCAGAGCUGGGCAGAGAUUGUAUAUGAUAACCGAACCUUCCAUCAGAACCAGCAGUUCACCCGAGCCCAGGCUCAGACGGUGCUGGAAAUUCCCACUGAGUACAAUUACCUCCCCAUCAUAGUCGGGAGCAGUGUGGGGGGGCUGGUGCUCCUCGCCCUGAUAACGGCUGCGUUGUAUAAGCUCGGCUUCUUCAAGCGUCAGUACAAGGACAUGUUGGAUAAUACAGCAGAAGGGGAAAUGGGAAACGACAAUGCACCUCUGGGGCCCGAAAAUGUCGGGGAGACCGGCUGA